Messenger RNA from Mesoplodon densirostris (Blainville's beaked whale), 3998 nucleotides. It is a transcript of the gene RANBP17, whose product is annotated as RAN binding protein 17. Gene Ontology annotation, biological process: protein export from nucleus. The record is from RefSeq and is a predicted model, not a curated record. Lineage: Eukaryota; Metazoa; Chordata; Mammalia; Artiodactyla; Ziphiidae. Gene Ontology annotation, cellular component: nuclear pore; cytoplasm. Bases 107 to 3433 code for a protein of 1108 amino acids. Gene Ontology annotation, molecular function: small GTPase binding; nuclear export signal receptor activity. The transcript has 29 exons.
GCGAGUGGCGCAGGGACCCAGCGGGCUGCUGGGGCUUCUGCGACGCCCGCCUACGCUCCCUCCCCUCGGGCGCUCGGGGCGCCGACUGGCGCCGCCUCCCGGGAAAAUGGCGCUGCACUUUCAGAGUUUGGCUGAAUUGGAAGUAUUAUGUACUCAUCUCUACAUAGGGACUGAUCUUACACAAAGAAUAGAGGCUGAGAAAGCACUCCUGGAACUUAUUGACAGCCCAGAAUGUCUCAGCAAGUGUCAACUUUUAUUAGAACAAGGAACAACAUCCUAUGCUCAACUCCUUGCAGCAACAUGUCUUUCAAAACUUAUUAGCCGAGUCAGUCCUUUGCCGAUUGAACAAAGAAUAGAUAUCAGAAACUACAUUCUUAAUUAUGUGGCAUCACAACCCAAGCUGGCUCCCUUUGUCAUCCAAGCUCUAAUUCAAGUCAUUGCUAAAAUUACUAAAUCGGGGUGGUUUGAGGUUCAGAAAGACCAGUUUGUCUUCAGAGAAAUUAUUGCUGAUGUGAAGAAGUUUCUUCAGGGUACUGUGGAACACUGCAUAAUAGGAGUAAUAAUCCUCUCAGAAUUGACUCAGGAAAUGAACCUGGUUGAUUAUUCUAGACCUUCAGCAAAACACAGGAAAACCGCUACCUCAUUUCGUGACACUUCUCUUAAAGACAUUUUAGUGCUAGCAUGCUCUCUUCUAAAAGAGGUGUUGGCCCAGCCUUUAAACCUUCAGGAUCAAGGUCAACAAAACCUAGUAAUGCAAGUCUUGAAACUGGUCCUCAACUGCCUUAACUUUGACUUCAUUGGCAGUUCAGCAGAUGAAUCUAUAGAUGAUCUUUGCACAGUACAGAUUCCAACAACUUGGAGAACAAUUUUCCUGGAACCAGAAACAUUGGAUCUUUUCUUUAAUUUGUAUCAUUCACUUCCACCACUCCUAUCUCAGUUAGCACUUUCAUGUUUAGUUCAGUUUGCUUCUACAAGAAGGUCCUUAUUUAGCAGUCCUGAACGUGCCAAGUACCUUGGUAAUUUAAUCAAGGGAGUAAAAAGGAUACUUGAAAACCCUCAGGGUUUGUCCAAUCCAGGUAAUUAUCAUGAAUUUUGUCGAUUUUUGGCUCGUUUAAAGACAAAUUACCAGCUGGGAGAAUUAGUUAUGGUGAAGGAGUAUCCUGAAGUUAUCAGAUUGAUUGCUAAUUUUACCAUUACUAGCCUACAGCAUUGGGAAUUUGCUCCCAACAGUGUUCAUUAUUUAUUAACUCUCUGGCAAAGGAUGGUAGCAUCAGUUCCUUUUGUGAAAUCAACUGAACCCCACUUAUUAGACACUUAUGCACCAGAAAUCACGAAGGCCUUUAUCACUUCUCGGUUGGAAUCUGUUGCCAUAGUUGUGAGAGAUAAUUUAGAUGAUCCACUGGAUGAUACUGCCACUGUGUUUCAGCAGUUGGAGCAGUUGUGCACUGUUAGCAGAUGUGAAUAUGAGAAGACAUGCACUCUUCUUGUACAGUUGUUUGAUCAAAAUGCACAGAAUUACCAAAAGCUUCUGCAUUCAGCUUCUGGAAUAACUGUGGACAUGGCAAUUCAGGAAGGACGUCUUGCCUGGCUGGUAUACUUGGUUGGGACAGUUGUUGGAGGAAGAUUAACAUAUAUCAGUACAGAUGAACAUGAUGCUAUGGAUGGAGAAUUAUCCUGUCGUGUUUUUCAGCUUAUAUCUUUAAUGGAUACUGGAUUGCCUCAGUGUUCUAAUGAGAAAAUAGAACUUGCAAUUCUGUGGUUCUUGGAUCAGUUUCGUAAAACGUAUGUUGGUGAUCAACUUCAGCGAACCUCAAAGGUUGUACGCCUGAGGAGUGAUGUGUCCAGAGUUCCAGAGAAGUCUUGGAAAAUAGUUCAGGUAUAUGCCCGUAUGUCAGAAGUCUUAGGAAUAACAGAUGACAACCAUGUUCUAGAAACAUUCAUGACAAAAAUUGUCACAAACCUUAAAUACUGGGGAAGAUGUGAGCCUGUCAUUUCAAGGACUCUUCAGUUCCUAAAUGACCUUUCUGUUGGCUAUAUCCUCUUAAAAAAACUUGUGAAGAUAGAUGCCGUGAAAUUCAUGUUAAAAAAUCACACGAGUGAACACUUCCCCUUUCUUGGCAUCAGUGACAGUUACAGUCUCAGUGACUUCAGGUGCCGAACAACCUUCUACACAGCCCUCACUCGUCUUCUGAUGGUAGACCUAGGCGAAGAUGAGGACGAAUUUGAGAAUUUCAUGCUGCCUCUUACAGUCUCUUUUGAAACAGUGAUACAGAUAUUCAAUAACAACUUUAAACAAGAAGAUGUAAAGCGUCUGUUGAUCGGGCUGGCAAGAGAUCUUCGAGGGAUUGCCUUUGCACUGAACACAAAGACCAGCUACACCAUGCUGUUUGACUGGAUGUACCCAACAUAUAUUCCCAUUCUUCAGAGGGCUGUUGAGCAGUGGUAUGGAGAGCCAGCAUGUACAACUCCCAUCUUAAAACUUAUGGCAGAACUGAUGCAAAACAGAUCCCAGCGUUUGAACUUUGAUGUAUCAUCUCCUAAUGGAAUUCUUCUCUUCAGAGAAGCUAGUAAAAUGAUUUGCACUUAUGGUAAUCAGAUCCUGUCCCUCGGGAGCCUCUCAAAAGAUCAGAUUUAUCCCAUGAAACUCAAGGGCAUCUCCAUCUGCUAUUCAGCUCUCAAAUCUGCCUUGUGUGGAAAUUAUGUCAGCUUUGGCGUCUUCAAGUUGUACGGGGACAACCAUUUUGACAAUGUACUCCAGGCCUUUGUCAAAAUGCUGCUGUCAGUGUCCCACAGUGACUUGCUACAAUAUCGGAAACUGAGCCAGUCUUAUUAUCCACUCCUGGAAUGUCUCACCCAGGACCACCUGAGCUUCAUCACCAACUUAGAGCCUCCUGUACUCCUAUAUGUUCUCACAUCUAUCUCAGAGGGACUCAGUACUCUUGAUACAGUUGUCUCCUCCAGCUGCUGUACCAGUUUAGACUACAUCGUCACCUACCUCUUCAAGCACAUAGCAAAAGAGGGCAGGAAGCCACUUCGAUGCAGAGAGGCUGCCCAGGCUGGUCAGAGACUAUUACAUUUUAUGCAGCAAAAUCCAGAGGUCCUGCAGCAGAUGAUGUCUGUCCUCAUGAAUACCAUUGUCUUUGAAGACUGUCGGAACCAGUGGUCAGUAUCCAGGCCUCUCCUGGGGCUCAUCCUGCUCAACGAGAAGUAUUUCAGUGGACUGAGGGCAAGUCUGAUAAACAGCCAACCUCUCCCCAGGCAGGAGGUCCUUGCCCAGUGCUUCAGGAACCUAAUGGAAGGAGUGGAGCAGAACCUGUCUGUCAAGAACAGAGACAGGUUCACCCAGAACCUCUCGGUCUUCAGAAGAGAUGUGACAGAGGCCCUGCGCAGUGAUGGCAGCACCGAACCGUGCAGCCUGGACAUGAUGAGCUGACCCGACUUCUGACCGUGUGCCGAGCAGCUUUUAUCAAGAGACCUGUGGGUCUGGAUCCCAGGACAGUGAUGUUGGCUAGCCCAGGGGAAUCCAUUUUUCAAAACAAACAAACAACAACAACAAAAGUCCUACCUUUUUAUAAGCCUGGCCUAAUUAUAAGAAUUUAUAAUAGCGCACAAUGUAAAUUCAGUCUUUGCACUGAAAAAGCAAAAGAUGUGUUUUCAGUCUUUCUAUAAAAUAUCAUUUAUCUUUGUUCUUAUAAUGCUCUGAAAGGGUGUAGAGACAAUAUUUAACCAAAGAAUAUAAUAAACCAUGUUUACGCCUAAGUGUGUACUAGUUAAUGGUUCUGCAGUCAAGGUUGUGAAUUUGUGAGAGAUGCAGCCUUCAACAUAGAUCCCGGAUUGAGACGAAUAUACCAUUUGAACCUGUUAAAUUAGUAGUUCGUUAUGAGUCUGGAAAAAGCAGCACUGGGGACUCUGAGCUAUGGGCAUUUAGAACGAGCCUGGGAGCUCUCCAGAGCAUCCCACAGGACUGCACACAGCCCUCUCUCUCUGCCUCAGCAGCG